Molecule: messenger RNA, 1823 nt
Organism: Doryrhamphus excisus (bluestripe pipefish)
Lineage: Eukaryota; Metazoa; Chordata; Actinopteri; Syngnathiformes; Syngnathidae
Source: RefSeq, a predicted model, not a curated record
GGUUUUGUGAGCUACGAUUGGUCAGUUCUUCCACGGUGUGGUGCAUGGUGCUAUAAAUGCUGCUUCGCGUGCCCGCUCCCCCCCUUUCUGCUCGACCGAACAGAAAACUUUUCGAGAGAACGCUUUUUGCAUUGCCUCAGACAAAGACAAAGACAAAGGACCUACAUUCGACGGAAACUGCAGUUUGCCGUUGUGUUGGACUUCAUCUGCUGACAUAGAGAUGCCACGAAAGAAGGGUUUCCGUAUGCGACGCACACCCAGGGCUGCCCAAGCUGUUGACUGUGCAGUUGCAACAAAAGGUAGGGAAGAAGUAUCUUCACUGUCACCAGUGGAGGUACCAACAGGUGGGUUACAAAAGGUGGUCAAAGGGUCAUUUCAUCAAGGCAAUACAAGGUUUAAGUAUGCAGCAACACAGUGUAUGGCGAUUGCUUUUUGUGCCACUGCUUUACACAGUAUUAAAAAUGUCUUGUUGUGGGAUACUGCUGAUCUUGACAUGGCUGUUGUUGAAGGUGAUCAGUUGUAUGCUACUCUAAGGGAACGUCACGUAAUUAGUCACCCAUCACACUUUUUGUGUGCCACAGAAUUGCCCAAACAGGAGGUGAUUGCUGGACACAAAUUUGAGUUUUGUGUGAAGGAUGAUUAUGCUUUAGGUGAUGUCAAUGUAGUUUCUGGCUAUUAUAUUGAAAACGGGAUUCAUGUCACUUUGCAUGAUGCUUUGCACACAAUGUUUGGCAAGUACAGCACAUGCAUUCUUACAGUUUGUCAAAGUAGUUGUGCCAUCGUUUGUGAUGCUGGUCAGUAUUGUCUGGUGGAUUCGCACUCGCGUAGCUGUAAUGGCAUGGUGUGCAGUGAUGGAACCAGUGUUGUUCUGUGUUUUGGUGGUCUUGAUGCCCUUGCUAAUCACAUUAGCAAUUUGGCUGCAGGGUUUGGUGGAGCAGAGAAACUUUUUGAAAUAGCUGGUGUUGUUGUGACUGUUGUGGCUGACAGGAAACGUCACUUGGAGAUGAUGACUGGUGAUGAUGGCAAAAAGUUUAAAAUGGCUGACAUUUCUAGUACAUGUCCAUCUGAUGUUGAGGUCAUCAGUGUUGUUACCACACAGCAUGCCUUUUGUCCAAUGCUUCAAAAUGACUCCAAAGAUGUGUGCCAACUUUUGAAUAUAGAUUGUGAAGUCAAAACUGUGCCUGUCAAUUUGCGUGUUGGACCCUUGGGAGCUCCCUGUAAAAAGGAGAGCAUUGUUGCUGACGGCAACUGUUUUUUCCGUGCCAUAUCACAAGCGGUGAGUGGCACACAGAAAAAUCACAGGAGAAUUAGACUCCAUGUGGUUAAACAUAUGGAAAAGCACUGUGAAGAUUAUGAGAAGCUACUCAGGAGUGAGUACAGUUGUUUGACAGAGUAUAUUAGUGUUUCCAAAAUGAAAUAUGUCAAUAGCUGGGCAACUGAGGUGGAAAUUCAGGCUGCAGCGGAUAGUUUAGGAAUAAAUAUCUUUACUUUUUACGGUGGUCGUUGGUUGAGAUAUAGUUCAACGUCAGAAUCCAGUCGUGGGAUUUAUUUGGACAACUCGAGUGGUAAUCACUACGAGUGUGUGACAUGUGUCAAUGAGGGUCAGUUAGGAAGUUGCUUUGGCAUUUGUCAGAAUGGUACAUCUCAGGUCAGUCAGUAUGGUACCAGGUCACAUCGGCAUCAAGUAAUUUGCGCUGAUAGUGAAGUAGCAGUUGGUUUGAAUGAUGUUGUUGAAACAGGCAAAGAAAAACAUCAGUCCAUGGUUCCACGUGUAAGCCCGUCCAAAUAUCUAAAAAGGAAAAGGGCCCUGGACAACAGAUGAC